GGCUGCCCUAACUCACAUUUCACCUCUGCCCUGAACCACCAGUGGAAACUCCUCUUGCCAAUCCGUCGUGUCGCGAAGCUACACUUGAGCACCUCUUCUCGCUAAACAGGGAAGGGUUGGCAGUGUGAAUACAAAAGUACAACCUCGUCCCCCUCAGUCCUCUGCCCACCAUGAACAAAACCACAAGCCUCCUCCCUUUCAUACGCAGACCUCUCUCCCGUACCUUUGCCACAACUACACGAAAGGCUGCCGAUCAUGUAAGAAUAGUUGAAGUUGGUCCGAGAGAUGGCCUACAGAACGAAAAGACCGCCAUUUCGUUAGAGACCAAGCUUGAACUCAUCCGGAGACUGGCUGGGACAGGCGUGACACAUCUGGAAGCUGGAUCUUUCGUUCCAGCCAAAUGGGUACCUCAGAUGGCCUCCACUUCAGAUAUUCUCGAGACACUGCUUGAUUCUCCACCUCCUGCGCCUCAUGGCAUCGCCUAUAACUACCUAGUUCCCAAUAUUCGAGGCCUAGACAACCUCGUUAAAAUAUUCCAGGCAAAGAAUGCCCAAAAUCCUACUGCAGAACCCACUCCUCCUCCCUCUCCUCAGCCUGGUCAAUCACAACCCCCGACUCCCACGGCAUCUGCCAACUCGACCGAGAUCUCGCUCUUUGCCGCUGCCACCGAAGCCUUUUCACAGAAGAAUACCAAUUGCAGCGUUGCUGAGAGUCUAGAAAGAUGCAUACCCAUCAUGGACCUGGCAAAACAGCAUAAUAUCCGGGUGCGAGGCUAUGUCUCUGUUGCCCUGGGCUGUCCAUACGAGGGUCCAGACACUGAUCCUCACAAAGUCGCCGAAAUUACGGCAUCUUUGUUAGAAAUGGGCUGCGAUGAAGUCUCAGUCGCAGACACUACCGGUAUGGGCACCGCCCCACGGACGAGAAAACUCCUCCAAACGCUCAAAGAAGCCGGCAUUCUGGAAGAAGACAUUGCCUUACACUUUCACGACACCUACGGCAUGGCCCUCGUCAACACGGUUGUGGGACUUGAGCAUGGUGUCCGCAUAUUCGAUAGCUCGGUUGGUGGACUCGGUGGCUGUCCAUAUAGUCCUGGGGCUACGGGCAACGUCGCCACAGAAGACCUCGUCCACCUCCUGCAUAGCUUAGGAUGUGAGACCGGUGUAGAUAUUGUCAAAAUGGCGGAGAUUGGUCGCUGGAUCACUGCCGAGCUUGGUCGUCCAAAUGACUCCAGAGCCGGAAAAGCAACCCUGGCAAGGUCAAAAGCAAAAUUGUAAUGAAAUACCAUUUCACAGCCCUG
Exophiala mesophila is the source of this 1297-nucleotide messenger RNA. RefSeq lists its product as uncharacterized. Lineage: Eukaryota; Fungi; Ascomycota; Eurotiomycetes; Chaetothyriales; Herpotrichiellaceae. The coding region runs from base 171 to 1274 and encodes 367 amino acids. The transcript is spliced from 2 exons. Gene Ontology annotation, molecular function: hydroxymethylglutaryl-CoA lyase activity. Gene Ontology annotation, biological process: L-leucine catabolic process; ketone body biosynthetic process. The record is from RefSeq and is a predicted model, not a curated record.